UGCCGCGAGCGCCACUGAGCACAGCUCGCGCCGUGCCGAGAGGGAGCUGGAAAUGGGCUUCGAGAGGGAGAAAUCGGAGACGCGGGUCAUCAUGGGCGAAGAUGAGUUCAACAGAUCUAUCGACCCCAUUCUCGUCAAGAAGGGGAACGUCUACACCCCGGCUCCGGACAGAGAUCCGCAUGAUAUAAACGAGCACUUAAAGGUUGGUUUUGAGGAUGUCAUCGGAGAGCCGAGCACCACGCACAGUUUUGACAGAGUGUGGAUCGGAAGUCACGCCGUGUUCGAGCUGGUUAAGUUCGUCUUCUACCGGCUGCUGACCACGCUGCUCGCGAUCCCGCUGUCGUUCGUAGCCGGAAUUCUCUUCGCGGUCCUCAGCUGCAUACAUAUUUGGGUUGUGAUGCCGGCAGUGCAAAGCUGCAUGAUGGCCCUGCCCUCAGUCCAAACCAUCUGGAGGAGUCUGACGGACACCUUCAUCGCCCCGCUCUUCCUCAGCAUGGGCAGGUGUCUGUCCGCCAUCAGCGUCAAAACCACGCACACCUGAGUCUCCCGCCACAAGGCACACAGACGACCAGAGACAGGAAGUUUGUGACCAGAUCAUUUCCUCUCGUUCCAGCGGUUUCAGACAGGAAAGAUUCCAUGCGGUUAGCCACACCUAUUUAUAGCAACAUUAUUUUGUAGCAGCUAGAGUCUGAGGUGCAAUUUUUGUGCAAUGCAAUACUGAACAGCUUUUAAUCUGUAUAAAUAUAUAUUUUUGUAUCUACGUGUGGUGGAGAAAUGGGUUGUUGUGAUUAUUUGAUAUGAAGUGCUUUCUUAGUAGAAUGUAUAUAUGAGAGCUGAAUGCUUCCAUGCCUCUCACUCUCCACGGGGCCAGUGUAGGAGGUCCAAACCUUUCGCUGCUGUUGUGUUGAACCUGCAGUGCUUUAAAAAAUACUAUGGCAUUGACUGUAUUGACUGUAUGUAGACAAAACUUAACAUACAGAGUUUUAAACAUGGUGUACAGCAGAGUUGUGUGCCAGCUCUGAGGUGAGUGACUGAAAUGUAAUUUAAUAAACACAAGUUUCAUUUAGGAAAGAUUUGGGGUUUUGGUAUAUCUGAAUAUUUG
Molecule: messenger RNA, 1102 nt
Organism: Megalops cyprinoides (Indo-Pacific tarpon)
Lineage: Eukaryota; Metazoa; Chordata; Actinopteri; Elopiformes; Megalopidae
Gene: cav2
Product: caveolin 2
Exons: 3
Coding region: 53-541 (162 amino acids)
Biological process (GO): negative regulation of endothelial cell proliferation; insulin receptor signaling pathway; caveola assembly
Cellular component (GO): perinuclear region of cytoplasm; cytoplasmic vesicle; Golgi apparatus
Molecular function (GO): molecular adaptor activity; protein kinase binding
Source: RefSeq, a predicted model, not a curated record